This is a messenger RNA of Stomoxys calcitrans (stable fly), 1385 nucleotides long. It is a transcript of the gene nAChRalpha6, whose product is annotated as acetylcholine receptor subunit alpha-type acr-16. The transcript has 10 exons. Bases 158 to 1291 code for a protein of 377 amino acids. Gene Ontology annotation, biological process: monoatomic ion transmembrane transport; signal transduction; nervous system process. Lineage: Eukaryota; Metazoa; Arthropoda; Insecta; Diptera; Muscidae. Gene Ontology annotation, cellular component: neuron projection; membrane; synapse. Gene Ontology annotation, molecular function: transmembrane signaling receptor activity; neurotransmitter receptor activity; extracellular ligand-gated monoatomic ion channel activity. The record is from RefSeq and is a predicted model, not a curated record.
UAUUUCAUUAUAGGAUGAAAAGAAUCAGAUUCUGACCACAAAUGCGUGGUUAAAUUUGGAGUGGACUGAUUACAAUUUAAGAUGGAACGAUUCAGAGUAUGGGGGUGUAAAGGAUCUAAGAAUAACGCCAAACAAAUUAUGGAAACCGGAUGUGCUAAUGUACAACAGUGCUGAUGAGGGAUUCGAUGGCACGUAUCACACCAACAUUGUGGUCAAACAUAACGGCAAUUGUCUGUACGUGCCCCCUGGUAUCUUCAAGAGCACAUGCAAGAUAGACAUCACGUGGUUCCCAUUCGAUGACCAACACUGCGAAAUGAAAUUCGGUAGUUGGACUUAUGAUGGAAAUCAGUUGGAUUUGGUUUUGAAUUCCGAAGAUGGAGGGGAUCUAUCCGAUUUUAUAACAAACGGCGAAUGGUAUUUAAUCGCUAUGCCUGGAAAAAAGAAUACCAUCGUCUAUGCCUGCUGUCCGGAACCGUAUGUGGAUGUGACAUUCACUAUCCAAAUACGCCGGCGUACAUUAUAUUAUUUUUUUAAUUUAAUUGUGCCGUGUGUGCUGAUAUCAUCGAUGGCUUUACUAGGAUUUACAUUACCACCCGAUUCGGGUGAAAAACUUACCUUAGGAGUUACAAUUCUUCUAUCGCUCACAGUGUUUCUCAACCUUGUAGCUGAGACAUUGCCCCAAGUAUCUGAUGCAAUCCCCCUGUUAGGUACCUAUUUCAAUUGCAUUAUGUUCAUGGUUGCCUCAUCGGUGGUGCUGACGGUUGUGGUACUGAAUUAUCAUCAUCGCACGGCGGACAUACAUGAAAUGCCACCAUGGAUACGUUCCGUUUUUCUGCAAUGGCUGCCCUGGAUUUUACGCAUGAGUCGGCCUGGUCGUAAAAUCACAAGAAAACAUAUACUACUAACGAAUCGCAUGAAGGAACUGGAGCUGAAAGAGCGUUCCUCAAAAUCCCUGCUGGCCAAUGUGCUGGACAUCGAUGAUGAUUUCCGGCAUACAGUAUCGGGGUCACAGACAGCCAUAGGCUCAUCAGCGAGUUUUGGCCGUCCCACGACGGUUGAAGAGCAUCAUAACGCCAUUGGCUGUAAUCACAAAGAUUUACAUUUAAUUCUUAAAGAAUUGCAAUUUAUAACGGCGCGCAUGCGCAAAGCCGAUGAUGAGGCCGAAUUAAUAAGUGAUUGGAAAUUUGCGGCCAUGGUUGUGGAUCGAUUUUGUUUAAUUGUCUUCACCCUAUUCACAAUAAUUGCCACAGUGACAGUUCUACUGUCAGCACCCCAUAUAAUAGUUCAAUAAAAUUAGGAUAAAAAUGCCACCAUAGAGCAUCAAACUGCAAAUUAAUAAUUAAGUUUAACACCUAAUCAUAGAAACUCUUUUUAUGCAAAAAAAA